AUGGUGUUUGUUUGUCCAGAGAAAAGUAGUGCGAGAAAGUCUUUGCUGACAAAACUAAAAGACUUAGUGAAUAAUAUCGACGACAAAUGCACCUCUUGCCCCCCCUGCGGCCCUUGUUGUCCACCAUGCCAACCGUGCGUAAAUAGUUGUAUUGGACCUGUAAUUGAAAUAUAUGAUCCCUUACCAAAACCUUGUUUACCUAUUUGCAGUCCGUGCGCGCCUUGUGGUCCCUGUCCAUCUCCUUGUGGUCCUUGUUGCCCAUCUCCGCCUCCAGCAUGUUGUCCAGGAACGUGUCCACCUCCAUCAGCUCCAGUUCCUAUUUGCUGCCCCCCCUCGUCGCCCCCAGUAUGCGUACCACCUAUACUACCAAUAUGCACUGCGGCACCUCCACCUUGUGUCCCUAUUUGCAAUCCCUCUCCCGAAGAACAGCCGUGUGUUCCUUGUAAUCCUCCUCAAAUGAUGGUCUGCUACAGAAGACCACAGAACGGUAAAAAAGAACCAAGAUCUAAAUCACGGGAACUAAGGGCAGGUAUUUUAUAUAGAGGAUGUGAUUGUGAAAAACGGAAUGGUCUACAAGAUGAUUGCCUGAGAUCUGAAUGUCAAGGAUCCCCAGACUGUAUUAGUAAACCGGAUCCUACUUGCGGCCCCAGCGAGUUCUCAAAUGGAAAACAUCUGGGUCAAAACAGCAAUGAAAAGAAAAAUAAUUUAGAGGAGUAUCAGUGUUACCCCGCAUACAUAAAAUUACCCUCAUGUCCCCCAUGCGGGCCUAGCCCAUCACCAUUUGGGCCUUGUCCACCACCAUGUGGGCCUUGUCCACCACCAUGUGGGUCUUGUCCACCUCCAUCACCAUGUGUCCCAUUAAUUGCACAAGCUCCAUGUCCACCUCCAAUUAUACCAUCUCCCCCACCUUGUGUUCCAGUUGGUCAAGUGGUUCCAGUAGCUCCAGCUGUACCAUGUCCCAUUCCUUGUGCACCACCUAUAACUUGCUGUCCUCCACCUUCUCCUAGUCCACCUCCACCUUGUCCCAUACCUUGCUAUCCUCCACCGUGUUGUCCCCCACCUUGCUGUCCCCUGCCUUGUUGUCCUUGUCCUUGUUAA
This is a messenger RNA of Anoplophora glabripennis (Asian longhorned beetle), 1098 nucleotides long. RefSeq names its product basic proline-rich protein-like. NCBI's taxonomy places the organism in Eukaryota, Metazoa, Arthropoda, Insecta, Coleoptera, Cerambycidae. The coding region runs from base 1 to 1098 and encodes 365 amino acids. The record is from RefSeq and is a predicted model, not a curated record. The transcript has 2 exons.